CACUUAAUCUCAUUUUGUUCCUGAUGAUAGGAUGAGACGAUGUGCCCGCGUCUGGGCUCGCGCAUGCUGAGGUUACUGUGGCUUUAAAUAGAACGUCACGGCGGACAUGUUGCGCGUCACCGGGAACAACACAGCGAGCUGCCAUUUGUGUUGUUAGACCGCUAAGCGUGGCACCUUCUGACUCGGUCCGUCCCUUGCUUUUAUCGACAUGAUACUUAUUAUCAUGGGGGUGUCCGGGAGUGGGAAGACAACUGUGGGGUCUUUUCUCUCUGCGAAGCUGGGAUGGACGUUGUAUGAAGGCGAUGAUUAUCACCCUAAAGAGAACAUUGAGAAAAUGGCCAGUGGAGUUCCUCUGACUGAUCAGGACCGAACACCUUGGCUCCUCCUCCUGCAUGACAUAAUACAAAGAGAGAUGGCCGCAGGGACGAACGCCAUUGUGAUCUGCUCAGCGCUGAAGAGGCUGUACCGGCAGCUGCUGCUGUUCGGGCGCUGUGCCCUGGCGGGGGCGGGGGCGGGGGCGGGGGCCGAGGCGCGGGACACGCUGCAGGGCGUGCUCCUGGCCUUCCUGCAGGGCUCUUUGGAGCAGAUCCAGGAGCGUGUGCGGGCGCGGAGCGGCCACUUCAUGCCCGUCGCCCUCCUGCAGUCGCAGUUCGACGCCCUGGAGCCUCCCUCACCUGCCGAGAACGCGCUCACCCUCGACAUCCGGAAGGGUCCACUGGAGAUGGCCUCGGAGAUCGAGCGCGCUCUGUCCGCGCACUUGUAGCCAUGGGAACACACCGAAUUUCCGGAUGGGAAGGGGGGACCGAUUCCCAGACAGUGACUUUAAUGGGCCAACAGCUCUGCAUUCCAUACGCUGUCUCUGGAAGGCUGUUUCCAUAGCGACAACGGGACAAGGUGACAAUCCUCAGGAUGUGAGGGAUGACUCUGUCUGGCUGUUUUUGGGGGACUGACUCAAGGGGGGGGGGGGGUGGUAUUUCAGACCCCCGCCCCUCCUCAGCCAGGACAGCAGCUUUUGGCCUUUUCAUGACAAACUAUCGGAUUCCCAGCAAGGGCUUUGACCAAUCCUGUCUCAGCACCAAGAGAAGACCUGCACACUCCGUCAGAAUCAGCUCCACACAAGGAUACAUAGAACAGUGAUAGAGCAGAACAGUUUCAUAAUGGUGACUAACAUUGCUGAAGUAAGCUGCCCUGAAUACUUGCACUGAGACACCAAAAUUCAAUGGGACAGUUGUGACCCUAAAUGACUGCAGUGUUUAUGCAAGAAUCUGGCUCUAUAUCUAAUAAAGCCUAUGUUCCUUAA
This is a messenger RNA of Conger conger (European conger), 1300 nucleotides long. RefSeq names its product probable gluconokinase. Gene Ontology annotation, cellular component: cytoplasm. Gene Ontology annotation, molecular function: gluconokinase activity. The record is from RefSeq and is a predicted model, not a curated record. The coding region runs from base 209 to 763 and encodes 184 amino acids. Lineage: Eukaryota; Metazoa; Chordata; Actinopteri; Anguilliformes; Congridae. The transcript has 6 exons.